CGGGCAUCGGCGAGUCCUUUCGGCUUGUUACCCAACGGUCGGGGCUACAAUCACUGACAAUUACGUAAAUAAUCCGUUGAUCGGCUGUAACAAGAUGCCAACAGUGGUUAAAGAGGGCAAAGACACGAUUAUUUUCGCGUCGAAAGAGGACCACGCGAGCCCCAGCAAGAUAACUCUCCCAGAGCCCGAGCCGAGUCCUGGGCUGCUCCUCCCCAAUGGAGACAUCAACUGGAACUGUCCGUGCCUGGGGGGAAUGGCGACAGGCCCUUGUGGUCUGGAGUUCCGAGACGCUUUCUCCUGCUUCCAUUACUCGACAGCCGAGCCCAAGGGCUCAGACUGCUACGACGCCUUCAAAACUAUGCAGACCUGCAUGUCAGAGUACCCAGCCCUCUAUGGCAACAAGGAGCCCGACCUCGACGACCUCGAGCAGCAGGAGAUGAAUUCCAUCAGCGAGCACGAGAGGCAGGAGGAGAGCAGGGGGAACAUCGAGGAGGGCAAGGAGCAGGGGCAGUUAGAACCGGUCGGGAGUAGUAAAUGAAUUCGUGGGGUAGAUUAACGUAGAUAAAUGAUUCACUAAGAUCCCUUCGAUUGGCAGUCGUGUGACUGUGGUGUCACAGAGCACAGGACUUUCGAUUCAGUAGCGAAGCGGUAAACCGGGUCAAGUCGAUUUUUACUAUUGGCUAGUUUUUGACGAAUAUCUCGGAAUC
Molecule: messenger RNA, 707 nt
Organism: Diachasma alloeum
Lineage: Eukaryota; Metazoa; Arthropoda; Insecta; Hymenoptera; Braconidae
Product: mitochondrial intermembrane space import and assembly protein 40-B
Exons: 2
Coding region: 95-538 (147 amino acids)
Biological process (GO): protein import into mitochondrial intermembrane space
Cellular component (GO): mitochondrial intermembrane space
Molecular function (GO): protein-disulfide reductase activity
Source: RefSeq, a predicted model, not a curated record